Messenger RNA from Durusdinium trenchii, 1929 nucleotides. The record is from the annotation of a GenBank genome assembly. NCBI's taxonomy places the organism in Eukaryota, Dinophyceae, Suessiales, Symbiodiniaceae.
AUGGGCGACGCAGUCCAACUCAUCAAUAGACCCAACAUGAUGUUCAAAACCUUCAUCGCGCAUGAAGCGCAAGAUUUCAUCAUACAGAAAGACCUAUCGCCGGCAGAGGAAAAGGACAAGAAGCGCAAGAGGAGGAGCUCCUCCCGUGCAGCAUCCAGCAAGGGAAAGCCGAACGGGCUGCCAAGUGCACCGUGUCACUGGGGCGAUCGCGGACGGCGCAUUCAAGUGAAGCAGAGCGACCUGCGCGACGAGGUGGACAUCGCCGCCCUGGGCUUGAAAGCUCUUGUUGGAGCCGCGCGGGGCGACGUAGAAGCUGCAGUCACGGCGGUGCGCUUCAUAGAGCUUCGGAUUCAGGGGAUGCCGGAGUGUAUCCGCGCAUCCCUCAAGGAAGCCAAUGUCACACCUGCAGAUAUCAGGGUGGCGGAGCUCCACGGCACGGGGACCGCUUUGGGAGAUCCCAUCGAGGGAGAGUUGUUGGAGUUGGGCAGCACCAGCGGCUAUGCGGGUGUCUCCUCUUUCGGCUUCGGCGGCACUAACGCGCGUGCGGACGUGUGGGGGAAAGCACAGAUGGGUCAAGCGGACGACCGAGUCGAAGAGGACAGGGUGGCUUCUGUGGAGAAAGAUGGUGAAACGACUGCAGACACUGGGGUUCUAAAAGAGAUGAAGAGAACAAGAACUGAGGAGAUGCCUUGGGAGCAUGGAGUGGAAAAGCGCUUGUGCAGUACCAUCCAAGCUGCUUUGGUUUUGCCAAGUGCUGCUUUUGGAGCAAAGGGGCUGGCGUCGAAGACUAAGACACCUUGUCACUAUCAAUUCUUGUUGGGGGACGUAGACCUUCGCCAGAGCCGCCCUCGAGCCGCAAAACUUCUGCAGUCCAUGGUGAGGCGGCCCAAAGGCAGCGGCUACGGCCGGCAGCCGGCCUCCUGCGUGCGGGGCGAGUUCGAUUCCUACGAAGUUUGCCUUUGCUAUGAGGGCUCCUACCUGUAUGGCCAGCCUCCAGAAGCUGAAGAGGCUUUACCCAGUGGUAAGGUCUACAUCAAAGGGACCUGGACAGCCUUCGGUGACUUUGAAGAGAUGAAGUUGAAGGAUGGCGUCUUUCACUUUCAGUUUCGUCUGGGAGAAACGCGCUGUGAGCGCUUUUACCUGGCCAUGGACAAGAAGGUCAGGGCCGCUGGGAGACGCAUAGACAUCGGCGAAGUGAAAGAUCCCAAAGCACACCCUUGGGCAUGGGUGAAGUGUCGGAUCCACAUGCGGCUAGAGUUCAAAGCCUACCAACUCGGACGACAAGGCCAUCUUCCCAUGGCAUCCGGCAGGAGCGGGCCUGUGAGCGAUGGCGCGGGCUUCGAAGCGACGGGAGGAGGUGCGGACGUCCGCGUGAAGGGGCCCUGUCCCUUGGAAUCCGACCACUACUUCUUCAUCGAUGGCCGAGAUGAGGAGUGGCCUGAGGGAUCGCUCAUCUCCGUUGCGGCGUGGUGCGACGAGCAAAACGCACGACGGAUCAGCUGGCGCAGGGAGCCAGAGGAAGGUGGUCCGAAGGAAAUGCCCAGCUUUGCGCAUAGCUAUCAGGUCACAGGCUCCUUGACGCAGAUGAAGAUGAUCCCAAUGAAGCCGAUCAAAGGCCUCCGGAACGUCUUCGAGUAUUCCACACGCUUCGGUCUCCAAAGCCACGAGACCUUCCAGUUUGUCCGCGACUACGAUCGCAAGCAGAUCAUCUACCCUGCCAGGAAUCGACCCAAACGCACCAGCAUUCCGGUUCGGGAGCCCGGAGACGAACGAUCGAUCGGCGGGUCGUUGAUUGCGGAUCGAUCGAUGCAGGGCGUUCCACCGGAGCGGAAAGAAAAGAACCGGCAGGAUAGGACUGGCAGGAACGGCAGGCUGUUGGGAGGAACUUUCGAUUUUGGGGAGAUCCGAAGAUCGAGGGUGGAUGUGUGA